Dicrocoelium dendriticum is the source of this 1883-nucleotide messenger RNA. Lineage: Eukaryota; Metazoa; Platyhelminthes; Trematoda; Plagiorchiida; Dicrocoeliidae. The record is from the annotation of a GenBank genome assembly.
CCUUGCUUGAUGAGAUUACGGCGCGCAAAAUGUGUUUGCAAGAAGUGGCCGCAACAAACAAACACCGGUGAGUUGCUACCGGAGAAUACUGACAAUCAUCGUUUCAUCCAUUAUCAGACUGUAUUGCGUGCUAAAUUUCCAUGUACCCGUCUUGGUUACCGGUUGUUCGGGCAUCUGCCCUAGCCUGGACUCCAUUGGUCCAGUACGUGUUACCAGAAGCUCCCAGACUAUUUUCCGAGACGUCUUUUCAAGAUCAAAAAAUUGUACUCAAUGUUAGUGGUUCGCGGUUUGAAACAUGGAGAUCUACUCUUGAGAGGUACCCAGAAACACUCCUUGGUUCUGAUGAAAAGGAAUAUUUCAAGGAUCCUACUUUAAACGAAUACUUUUUCGAUCGAGACCCUGAACUCUUUCGCUAUAUCAUGGCGUAUUACCGAUGUGGAAAGCUUCAUCUUCCUAAAGAUGCAUGCGUUACUGCUUAUUACGAAGAACUCAUCUAUUUCGGUAUCAUGCCUGAAAUCAUGGGUGACUGUUGUUACGAGGAAUAUCUUGACAAGUUUCGCGAAAACAAAGAAAGACAGCUCGAGGAUAAAGAUGUUAAAUCUGAAGAUAAACUACUUCCGGCGACUUUUCGCAAUGAACUUUGGAGGGCGUUUGAGAAUCCACGGAUCUCUACGCUUGCUGUUGUAUUAUACUACGUUAUAGGAUUCUUCAUUGCAGUAUCUGUGCUUGCAAACAUUACUGAAACAGUUUCAUGCGGGAUUAGUCCAGAAACCGGUGAUAGCAUUCCCUGCGGUGAAAAGUAUAACGCGGCAUUUUUUUGCCUAGACACUGCUUGUGUUAUGCUUUUCACCGCUGAAUAUGUCGCCAGAUUAUACGCAGCUCCUGCCAGAUGUAAAUUUGUGCGAUCAAUCAUGUCACUCAUCGACAUUGCUGCUGUUCUACCUUAUUACGUCGGACUGGUUGUGUCAAACAACAAAGAGUUUUCCGGUGCGUUCACUACUCUCCGCGUGUUUCGGGUAUGCCGUAUAUUCAAGUUCUCACGACACAGCAAGGGCCUUCGCAUUCUCGGCUGUACGUUGCGAUGCUGUGCUUCUGAACUCGGUUUUCUCCUGUUCACUAUAACUAUGGGUGUUAUUAUCUUCUCGACAAUUAUGUUUUAUGCUGAAAAAUCGGAAACUUCGCAGUUCAAUAGCAUUCCUGCCGCGUUUUGGUACACUAUUGUCACAAUGACAACUCUGGGUUACGGUGACAUUGUUCCUACCACGAUUGUUGGGAAAAUCUUCGGCGGCAUCUGUUCCCUGUCUGGUGUCCUGGUGAUUGCCCUUCCCGUUCCUGUCAUUGUCUCCCACUUCGCGCGCAUCUACCAACAAAAUCAGCGAAAUGACAAGCGUGAAGCGCAAAAAAAAGCCAGACAUUCACGAAUAGCGCAAAUGCGCAUUGCAACUGAAAGUGCCUUCACCGAAGGGAAACAGAGGUACGAGGAGAGUCGAACGUUUGUCUGUGCUGCAUAUGAUUCUUCACGCUCCGUCGAUCCGCAUCCUGAAUCGAUAGCGCUUGAGGAAUUGACGACCAACAGCAAAAGUGAUUUAUCAUUUGGAUCUUCUUCAAAGGAUUCGAGGCAUGGACCGGAUUCCGACGCAGACGAUAAAAAACGACCGGAUAUUUUUGAAGAACAGUAUUUCCAUCUUAUUGAGUGCCUUCAACGAGUCACAGGAUUCGAAGUUGUCCCUGGUGUUUCGGUGACCAGUGAGCAAGACUUUCGUCAUAUGUUCCUGGGCAAAGGAGUUCAAGUUGUCGAGAAACGCAAAUCAACCUUGGACACAGACAAGCGUCCCGGUCGAUAUGUGAAGAGCUGUUGUGGACAACACACAAAUUCCGAGUAA